UGUGUGUGUGUGUGUGUGUAGGGUAUGGAACUGAGGAACCCCUUCAGUAUGGUGGACAACAUGAUGAUGGGUAUGAGGAGCAGGAUGGACGACAUGCACAGGAACUUCGAAAACCUGUCGACGGACUCGAACACACACUCCUUCAGCUCCUCCUCCAUCAGCACCUACUCUAAAGUGGGGAACGAGCCCCCCAAGGUGUUCCAGGCCCACAGCCAGACACGCCGCGCCCCCGGAGGGGUCUGUGAGACCCAGCGCACCCUGAAGGACUCGGAGAGCGGCUUGGAGAAGAUGUCCAUGGGCCACCACAUCCAGGACCGCGGCCACGUCGUGGAGAAGAAGCGCAACCACAAGACGGGCGAGCGCGAGUUCAACCAGGACUUCCAGAACAUGGACGAGUCUGAGGCGCAGGAUUUCGAUAAUGAGUGGCAGAAGGAGGUGUCUAAGUUCCAGCCGGUGGCGCCGCUCGCUCAGCUCGAGGGGUCCAAACCGAGAAACCGCACUGUUCACCGAGCUGCCAUCGCCGCCCCGGACGACGCCAGGAGAAGCCCUGAAGUGGAAGGGAGGAGGAGCCACAUCCAUGAGGUCAAAGUGCAGCGCCCCGGCAUGGAGGAGCUGUGAGCUCCAAUAAAACGCUUGUGAUCAUGGCAGGCAGGCCUCCGGUGCUUCUGUGUCUUGUGCGUCUGAGUCUAUCACCCCCGCUCUUCUGGUGCCUACACACACACACACACACACACACACACGUGUGGUGUGGUGCCAGACCAACUCGGCGGUGUGUGUAGAUGCCCCAGUUACUCUCUUAAUCUCUAUUUAAGAUUUUUAGUUUGACGUUCGGUCCAUUUCAGUCCCACAGAGAAGAUCAAAUCAGCCUGACUGCACUUGUACACACACACACACACACACACACACACACACUCACACACUCAAGUAAAAACACACU
This is a messenger RNA of Clupea harengus (Atlantic herring), 937 nucleotides long. The record is from RefSeq and is a predicted model, not a curated record. NCBI's taxonomy places the organism in Eukaryota, Metazoa, Chordata, Actinopteri, Clupeiformes, Clupeidae.